This is a messenger RNA of Tachyglossus aculeatus (Australian echidna), 2308 nucleotides long. RefSeq names its product liver carboxylesterase 1-like. The record is from RefSeq and is a predicted model, not a curated record. The coding region runs from base 181 to 1887 and encodes 568 amino acids. NCBI's taxonomy places the organism in Eukaryota, Metazoa, Chordata, Mammalia, Monotremata, Tachyglossidae. The transcript has 14 exons.
UUCGCUGCAGUCACCACUGCUGCUCAAACCCAUCUGGGGAAUGAAAUCAACCUUUUCUCUGUUUGUACCUACGUGAACUGCUCCUUUUCAGUCCGUCCAUCCAUGCCCCACUUGGGCAGCAUUUGAACAAGAGACCUUGCCUUCCACCCCCUUCAGGGGUAAUCAUUAGCUGGGCCCGUGAUGACUCCCACCAGGAGGUUGCUGUUUUCUCUGCUGCUGUCUGCUUCCCUCACAGCUUUCACUGCGCAGGAACACAAUGAGGAGCAACCUGUGGUGGACACCAAACAUGGGAAAGUCCAAGGAAAGCGAGUGGGAAUCCAAGGGUUUGACAAAACAAUCAGUGUCUUCUUGGGAAUCCCCUUUGCCAAGCCCCCCCUGGGGGAGCUGAGAUUCGCUCCCCCACAACCAGCUGUGCCCUGGGACUAUGUGAAGGAUGCCCAUUCUCACCCACCUAUGUGCAUUCAGGAGCCAAUUUUUCAGCAACUGCCCUCAGAUGUCAUAAUUGGAAAAGAAGCUAUCUCCUUCAAAUUUUCAGAAGACUGCUUGUACCUCAGUAUUUAUACUCCAGCUGACCUGACAAAGAGCACAAAGCUCCCUGUGAUGGUGUGGAUCCACGGAGGGGCUUUAGUGGUGGGUGGCGCUUCCAUCUAUGAUGGCUCAGUGUUAGCAGCCUUUGAGAAUGUGGUGGUGGUGACCAUUCAGUACCGACUGGGCAUCUUCGGAUUCUUCAGCACCGGAGACGAACAUGCUCGAGGGAACUGGGGCUACCUGGACCAAGUGGCGGCCUUGCAGUGGGUCCAGGAGAACAUCGCCAGUUUUGGAGGAGACCCAGGGUUGGUGACCAUCUUUGGGGAGUCUGCCGGAGCUGUCAGUGUUUCUGCUCUUGUUGUGUCUCCUUUGGCCAAGAACCUCUUCCACCGGGCUAUUUCCGAGAGCGGCACCGUCCUCUUCCAUGUUUUGUUCAACCCUAACAUUAAACCAGUAGCAAACAAAAUGGCCACGCUCGCUGGAUGUAAAACCACCACGUCAGCAUCCAUGGUUCACUGUCUGCGGCAGCGGACUGAGGAGGAGAUCCUGGAAAUCACGGUGAAGAUGGACUUAUUCAAAGUAGACUUAAAGGGAGACCCCACGAAGAGCACCCUAUUUGUGGCUGCAGUUGUGGAUGGAGUAUUUUUCCCCAAGACUCCUGAAGAGCUACUGGCUGAAAAGGAAUUCACUCCUGUUCCCUACAUCAUCGGACUAAAUAAUCAUGAAUUUGGCUGGAUACUUCCAGUUCUGAUGCAGUAUCCUCUCCAUGAGGACCAGCUAGACAAAGACACAGUAGCCUCAUUACUGUGGAGUUCGUUCCCCGUCACGAACAUCUCUAAGGACCGUGUGCCUGCUGUAGUUGAUGAAUAUCUUGGAGUCCCAGAUGACCCUGCCAGAAAUAAACUCCUGUUCCUCGAGAUGAUGGGUGACCUGAUAUUCGGAAUCCCGUCUAUUCGAACAGCCCGGUUCUACAGAGCUUCCGGCGCCCCUACCUACAUGUACGAAUAUCAGCAUCGGUCCAGUUCACCUACGGGACUUAAGCCAGAUUACGUCCAGGCUGACCAUGGGGAAGAGGUGAAGUUUGUCUUCGGUGACCUGUUUUUAAAAGGUGGUGCCUCAGAGGAGGAGAAAAAACUCAGCAGGACCAUGAUGAAAUAUUGGGCCAACUUUGCUCGGAAUGGAAACCCCAACGGGGAAGGGCUGGUGACCUGGCCUGCCUAUAGCCAGAGAGAAGAGUACCUGCAGAUUGGACUCACCCAGAAGGUGGGAGAGAAACUGAAGGAUGAGCGAGUGGCGUCCUGGACCGAGAUCAUGAGGGAGAACCCCUCAGGGGAGAAGAAAAGGCACACUGAGUUAUAAGCUGACCAGGUCAUGAGGUCAGUCAGAGCCCAGUUUGAAAUGAAUUAAAAGUCUAUUUGUAAUAUCCUGGUAUGGGUUGAACACCAAAUUCUGAAAUGAUCUUAGAUCGAGGUUCUGAAUCCCAAGAUGGCAACUACAAUCCUGUCCAUUAGCCAUUCAGUGAGAGUUGAUCUGCCAAGAGCGUACGGCCACGGUACCUUCGGACAUUUCAAGAGACGUGGAGCUCCGAAACAGAAGCUUCGUUAAUUGUUCAGGGAGAGAAAAGGGGGAAAGUUAGAUCAUUCAAUCAAUAGUAUUUGUUGAGAGCUUAUUGUGUGCACUGUUUUAAGCACUUGGGAAACUACAAUGCAAGAGAUAUAGAACUAAAUUCUUACAGUUGAUUAAUUAUAAAAAUCACAAUAAAAGUACCAACUUCCAUUAA